CACCUGACGCGCCACGUGACGAGCGACCAGCGAAGCAGGAAGUGCAUCGAGAAAACAAACCGAUGUGAGAUUUUAAACAUCCAGAGACUCGCCAUGCACGGUUUGUGUCACGGAACACGUGGUUUAAUAAAGCUGUGGACAAUCUAUGUGUCUCUCUUCAUUAACCAUGUGUCCGCCGGUAAAAUGAAGAUAGUCGAGGAGCCGAACACAUUUGGCUUGAACAAUCAUGUUCUGGCCCAAGGAAGCAGACUUCAACCCAAAGCGACCCCUUCUCCAGUGUCUGGCCCCGUGCAUUUGCAUGGGCUCGCAGGAAAGUGCUUCAGUCUCACAGAGUCGACGUAUAAAUAUGAAUUCUGUCCAUUUCACAACAUCACCCAGCACGAGCAGGCCUUCCGGUGGAAUGCCUACAGUGGGAUACUGGGGAUCUGGAACGAGUGGGAAAUGGCAAACAACACUUUUACAGCAAUGUGGAUGAGAGACGGGGACACUUGUGGAACCAGAAACAGAGAAACUAAGGUGGUCUUCGUCUGCAGUGCAAGUAGCAAGCUUGCUAAAGUCUCAGAGCCGAGUACUUGUGAGUACUUGCUGACCUUUGAGACGCCGCUUGUUUGCCAUCCACAUUCUCUUUUAGUGUAUCCAACACUGACUGAGAAACUGCAGAGGGAGUGGGAUGAAAUUGAGCAGGCUCGGUAUGAAGGUCUCAUUACUGAGCAGGGUUAUGCCAAUCUUUUGAGGGACAUUUUUGAAGAUGCUGGUCUCCUGAAGAGCCACAAAGUGAAGGUCAAGCUGCCAGAGGCUGCAGCCAGUUCCGACACACACAGCCCCUUACAGAAAUGCACUGAGGACUUUGAAAAGCAGAGAGAAGAGAUGGAGAGACUGCGCGCCCUCCUCACUCUACACAACAUUCCCUUUGAUUCGGAGCCAAAUGAAGCAAAAGGUACAGUGAGUGUGACAGUUAAGGAUCAACAACUAAGAGGAGACAACGGUCCCAUCGAUCUGCAGUAAAAUCAUCAACCGGAGCAAAUCAUGGCUUUGUGGCAUUUACAAGCACCCGGCUGGAUUUUAUUGAGCGGCAGAGACACUAUGACCAUUGCUGUCACUGGUGGGGGCACUGAAGGUUUAUUUAAAUAAGUGACUCUAUGAAAAGAAACUAACUUGGUGGAAAAGUGUGAUAUGGGUCAUGGAAGAACCCAUUGCAUUUUUGUGAGGAUCCGGAUUAGAGUCGGAUCUUGGAUUAUUUUUCUUUGACAUUGUGAGACAGGACAUUUUCUAACAUUCUCACUCUUUCCCAGGGGAUAAUGCAAGGAUCUUUACGGAGCUGGUUUCUUGUGUAAUCUGUUGGAGCUUGAUUGAGUUUGAGCAGACUGUUGGACUUUGGAAGCGAUAAGUACUGCACUUCUAGUUUAUUUUUGCGGCUGAAUAAAGUGGGCGAAAAGCAUUUAAAUGUCAA
This is a messenger RNA of Pleuronectes platessa (European plaice), 1450 nucleotides long. It is a transcript of the gene gnptg, whose product is annotated as N-acetylglucosamine-1-phosphate transferase subunit gamma. Bases 94 to 1005 code for a protein of 303 amino acids. NCBI's taxonomy places the organism in Eukaryota, Metazoa, Chordata, Actinopteri, Pleuronectiformes, Pleuronectidae. The record is from RefSeq and is a predicted model, not a curated record. The transcript has 11 exons. Gene Ontology annotation, cellular component: Golgi apparatus.